UUGAUUGAUUAUUGUUAUUAUUGUUUACAGAUCCUCUUUAUUUUUCUCUUUAUUUUCAGAGUUAAUGUGACGUUUUUCUGUGUAAUUCGAACCCAAUAUGCGCCACGGGUUUCCUCUACACUUGUCAUUAAUUCUGUUGGUGUUUCGAUUGCUACGAUGCCAAAUCUCGAGUUCGCUCGAGAUGAGAUAAACGCUAAUCCGGAUCUUCUACCAGAUCAUCGGCUUAGCUAUAUCUUCGAUAAUACUUGUGGCAAAGAAAGACAGAGUACGCAGUACUUUAUGGAACAUUGGAAAAUGGGAGCACGUGUUUUCAUCGGGCCCGAAAUGAACUGCCGAACAGAGGCAACAAUGGCUGCUGCGCAAAACUUACCGAUCAUUAGCUACAAAUGUAAGGAUCAAACCGUAUCCGACAAAAAAAAGUACAACACGUUCGCACGUACGGUGCCAGCCGAGACAGAUAUUGUCAAGGCUUUCAUCGCGUUAUGUCGUGAGUACAAAUGGAAGAAGUUUACCGUCAUCUACGAAGAACAUCCAGCUCAUGAAGAACUUUAUCAAGCGUUACAGAACGUAUCAAAAGUGGUUCGAUUCAGUGAAGUUCAAUCGGAGAAACUCAUCGAUAGCGUAAUUGAGCAGACCAAGGAUAUAACAAGAUGUGAGUGCUUAGCUAAGAGUGUGAUUGCGCUGUAUGUCACGUUUGGUAAUGUGCGUUUGUUCCGAAAAAUUCUCAUGUCGAUGGGGAAGUUGGGUUUGACGGACUCGCAGCAAUACUUGCUCAUAUAUCUCGACGCGGACUACAAUUGGUUGAAUGUCUACCAUGCAAUGAAUAAUCAUUUCUUUCGAAACACAAUGAUUGACCUGCAAUCCUCAUGGGACGUGAGCAAUUCUUCUGACCAUCGAAUCAUUGGUUAUUCUCGAGCAGCGCUGGCUAUCAUUCCAACUCCAGUAGAGCUGAAUUCGGAAAGAUUCAAGAAGUUUUGGGAACAAGCUGUUAAAGAUUUGGUUAACUUUGGAAUCACUAAACAUGAGCAUACGUGGUCAAUUAAGGUUAAUCGAUUCGCAUGUUAUUUGUAUGAUGCCAUAUAUUUGUACGCGCGUGCAUUGAACGAAUUGAUCGAGGAGACGUCAGAACAGCAAGCACAUGGCUACGAUCCAACAAGAGACGGAGCGGCGAUCAUUAGAAAGAUUCUGAAUAGAAAGUACUCGAGUAUGCAAGGUUUUGACAUGCGAAUCAAUGCAAAUGGAGACGCCAAGGGAAACUACACGUUAUUGGCUUGGCAAAAGGUGGAGCCAGUUAGAACGAAGGACGACGGCAAUUACUACCCACUCGACCACGCGCUUGACAUCACUGCUAUGUUCGUCGACGAGGGUGAUGGGCAGAAUAACAUGCCGAAACUAGUAUUUCAUAAGCCAAUCAUUUGGUUAGAUGGGCCAACUCGAGACCAGCCAUACUGCGGUUUCCAUGGAGAGUUAUGUCGGGACUAUGGAGGGUACAUUUCGGUCAUUUCCUUCAUGCUGUUUGCGGUUGUACUCAUCGGUGGUGCGAUUUCGGCUGGAUUUAUUUACAGAAGUCGAAAAUUCGAAAAAGAACUGGCCAUGAUAUGGAAAAUCGAAGUGCGCGAAGUGCAACACCUGAUGGAAGACAAUUCGUCUACGAUCUCCUUGUUUCCGGAUGGAAACGAUAUGGUUGACCAUCCAUGGUAUACCGGUACAGAUGGUGAAAAGAAGGGAUCAGGUCUUAGAGGUGUGGCAUACUAUAAAGGGACUCUUGUUGUGUUGAAAGAGUUAACCUUUUCGCGUAAACCGAGAGAGUUGACUAGGCAAGCGAAGAUCGAAAUGCGUGUUAUGCGCCAGCUGACACAUCCAAACAUAAACAGCUUUAUGGGUAUUAUACUUUGUCCAUAUUCAAUUUGCAUAGUUCGUGAGUUUUGCGCAAAAGGCUCCUUAAUGGAUAUUUUGCGGAAUCGCGAAUUCAAGCUCGAUCAUUUGUACAUCGCAUCUUUCGUUGAGGAUCUCAUAAAUGGUAUGGUUUAUUUGCAUGAUUCGGAGCUGAAAGUUCAUGGGAAUUUGAAAUCGACGAACUGCUUAAUCACAUCGCGUUGGGCGCUACAAGUUGCAGACUUUGGAUAUCACGAGAUCCGCGAAGGUCGUACUCAAAAAGGUGACGUCUACGCGUUUGGAAUAAUUUUGCACGAGAUUUUCACUAGACAAGGGCCGUUUCAGAUCUUUGCUAAAAACGAGGUUCAGAUAUCUGAAAUUGUCGCCCGUGUAGCUGGAGGCACCUGCACUCGACCAAGUCUUUCAUGUAUAGAAGGUCAGGACUACGUUACGGAUACAAUGCGUCUGUGCUGGUCGGAAUAUCCUGAGAAUCGACCGGACUUUAAGAAUGGUAUUAAGCAUAAGUUGAAACCGAUGUUCGCUGGAAUAUACAAGCGAAACAUUAUGGAUCAUAUGAUGGUGAUGAUGGAAAAAUACCAAAAUCAACUGGAAGACUUGGUUGACGAACGAACAGCCGAGCUGCGAGAAGAACAGAAACGCAGUCAGCACUUGUUACAGCGCAUAAGCGUUGCGCAACAGCUACUGGAUGGGCAAGACGUGGUACCUGAGUCUUUCCCAUCGGUUACUAUCUAUUUCUCUGAUAUUGUCGGUUUCACUCGGAUUUCUGGAGAAUCCACACCUAUGCAGGUAGUGACAUUCCUUAACAAAUUGUACACGAAAUUCGACAGAAUUAUCCAAAAAUAUGAUGUGUACAAGGAGAUUGCUUUGAUGGCAUUGCGAUUAUUACGAGCUGUUCGAAACUUCAAAAUUCCCCAUCGAUCGAGUGAGCAGUUAAUGCUGCGGAUCGGUAUCCACACGGGAAGCUGUGUAGCCGGCGUCGUAGGAAAGACUAUGCCAAGAUACUGUUUGUUUGGUGACACAGUUAACACGGCUAGUCGAAUGGAGAGCAAUGGAGAACGUAAGCGCUACUUAACUUUGAAGAUUCACUGCUCGCAGCCAACCAGAGAUGUUCUAACGACGAUAACUGGAUUUGUUCUGGAAGAGCGUGGCACUCUUACGAUUAAGGGAAAGGGACAAAUGACUACAUACUGGUUAUUGGAUGCCGAAGGUUAUGAGUUCUCCGACGACGAAGACUAUGAAGAAGAGGAACCAACCCUUGCACCCGAGAUAUUCCCAAGAAAUUCGACGUUCAGGGCAAUGCGUGGCUCUGGAUUUGGUCCGUUUUUUUUCCUGACGGCUCUUUUUAUGUAA
Angiostrongylus costaricensis is the source of this 3246-nucleotide messenger RNA. The record is from the annotation of a GenBank genome assembly. Lineage: Eukaryota; Metazoa; Nematoda; Chromadorea; Rhabditida; Metastrongylidae.